This is a messenger RNA of Pedinophyceae sp. YPF-701, 1878 nucleotides long. The record is from the annotation of a GenBank genome assembly. NCBI's taxonomy places the organism in Eukaryota, Viridiplantae, Chlorophyta, Pedinophyceae.
AUGGCGGGCACGGAGGGCGACCGGCAGCGUUGUCCCGAGCGCGUCGAGGAGUUCCUUGACGAGGCGUCGACGCGCUGCCUGGCGUUCAACCGCCGCGGCACGCUCCUCGCAGGCGGCAGCGCGGACGGCACGAUCACGAUAUGGGACUUCGACACGCGCGGCGUGGUCCGUGUGCUGAGCCACGACCGCGACGAGGACGAGGAUGUUGAGAUGCAGGACCCCAGCGGGCACUCGGCGGGUGCGCCGGGCGCCGAGAGCAGCGCGGCGCCGGUGCUGCGCGUGCAGUGGUCGCGCGACGGCAAGAAGAUCCUGUCGUGCACGGCGAAGGAAGUGCACAUCUGGGACGUCCUCACGGGGGCCGUGGAGUGGUUCUGGGCGGCCUCCCGGUGGACGGCGAAGCGCGACAACACAACCAUCGUCAGCGCGUCGUUCGAGCCCCGGAGGUACAACCAGGUCGUGGUGACCUUCUCCUCGGGCCCCCCGCUCCUCCUGCGGUUCCACCUCAACACGUGGGACGAGGGCAAUGACAACACGCGCACCAUUCAGCUUGACUCAGCCUACGCCGACCACACCCCGGGGGGCGCCAGCGCCGCGCUGCGGGGCCGCACGGUCGCGUGCUUCUCCCCGCAGGGCGACGUCGUGCUCGUCGGCACGCAGACGGGGGCCAUCGCGGCCAUACACCCCCCCGCGGGCGCCCCUGCGACAAAGGGGGGUCCGGUGCUGCCGGCGGUCGCGGGCGACGUGCUCGUGCUCGCGCCGGCGGAGGAGGGCGGCUCCCCGCCGGCCGUCGAGGCCGUGACCACGGACCGAUCCGGGCGGCACGUGCUCGCCACCUGCAACGACAAGACGAUUCGCGUGCUGUCGCUGCGGAGCCGCGGCGUGGACUGGACGCCGCAGUCGCGGCGUCUGUCAGAGGUGGCGUCGCCGGAGGCAGCGCCCGCCCCGGUCGGGGUGAGCCCGCUCGGGCCGGACCAGGCGCUCCUGAAGCAGGUCGCGGUCCUGCGGAGCAAGGAGGACGACGUGGCGUGGAAGCCCGGGGUGCGGCCUGCGACGUGCGACUACGCACACGGCCCCGCGCGGUACGUCGCCGCGGCGGCCUCGGGCGCAGAUCACGUGAUCUACGUCUUCGAGAUCGACAAAGGCGAGGCGGUGCUGCGGAAGGUCCUGGAGGCGGCCCGCGGGAAGACGGGGGACCUGGAGGCGAUGGACAUGGCAUGGCAUCCCUUGUGGCCCAAUUUGGUCGUUGCGACGGCGGCGGGGCCGGCGCUGAUCUGGGCGCCGCACUACCACGAGCGGUGGGCGGCGUUCGCGCCCGGGUUCAUCGAGCUGAAGGAGAACAAGGAGCACGUGGAGUCGGAAGACGAGUUUGACCUAUCUACGAAGGACGCGAACGACCAGGCCGCGGACGCGGCCGUGGGCGGCGGCGCCGCAGAGGACGACGCGGCCUCCGAGCUGGACUUCGACACGGCGCCGGUCGCCGGAAAGGUGCUGUCGUCGGACGACGAGGAGGACCUGGGUCAGGGCGCGCUGCAUUACCUGCCGCUGCAGCUCAUGGGGCGGCGCGCGGACGACGACGGCAUGGACGAGGACGACGACGACGACGACCGCGCGAGCGGCGACGAGACCGGGACGGCCACGGAGAAGGAAGAGGACCUCGGGCGCGGCUCCCGGAAACGCAAGCAAUCGGUGCGGAUGGAGCUGUUCGAGGACCCGGGGAAGGUCGACAUCGACGCGCUCCGGAGCGCCGGCCGCGGGCGCGGGCGCGGGCGCGGAUCCAUGCCGGGGCGGGGGCUCGUCCCCCGCGUGCACGCGCGGUACCUGCCAGCGCUGCCGCCGGCGUCGCUGUGGGGCGACCUCAUGGGCCCGAAGCACGGCUGA